UCGAAAUCGUUUGUUUCACUUGUUGUUAGUUGUUGUUUGAAUGAUUAUGGGAAAUAUUUUAUACAAAAAAUGUCGUGAUCAUGGAAAUACUAGACGUGAAUAAACACGAAUCAGGCAGGAUAUGGCAGAGGAAGGCUUCCUCCUCGGAAAAUGGACUCAUUGUCACUAUCAGUCACACAACAUCAAAUGCUUUCUCUCUGCAAGGAAGAAGCAUUAGAUUUCUUCAUGCUGCCUUUAAUACUCUUGGAGAAGCAUUUGUAGCUUCAGACCAUCAGGGGAACCUUUACUUGUUUGAUCUUACCAAGAAUAAGUUUUCACUCAUUCAAAAGAUUGGAACGCCAUCUACUGCUCUGGCAUUUUGCCUUAGGCGUAAGAAUGAAGUUUUAGUGGCUUUGGCAGAUUACUCACUGAGAUGUUACGAUGUCGAGUCUCAUGAACUUGUGAGUUGGAUGAAAGGCCAUGAUUCAGCCAUACAUUGUAUAUCUAUCCAUGCAAGUGGUCGGUAUGCAUUAACCUCGUCAAAUACAGUUAUACAACUAUGGGAUCUGGACACAUUUACCAGGAAACGUACAUUGAAUGGUGCACAGACAGUUGGUAUACAAAGGGGUUUCUUUCUACCACUGAGCAACACAAUCAUCACAUGCUUUAAAGAUGACAGUAUCUUUGCUUGGGAUUCCGAGAGUCUUCAGUGUAAGUACCAGUUGCCGAUUCCUCCAGACGAUGGGAAGAACCCUCACUAUAGGGACUUGGCUACACCAAGAGAUGGCCGCAUACUUGUGGCAGGUGGGAGGUCACGAUUCCUACAUGUGUGGAACCUGGAAACAAAGAAUCUUUUGCAUGUAAUCCAGCUUCCUACCAAGAUAAGAAUUGUUAAGCAAGUAGAGUUUGUUUCAGACAGUUUUGAUGGUGGCUCUAGUCAGACUUUAGGUGUUCUAGCUCAGGAUGGUGCUUUGCGGUUUAUUGAUGUCCACACUUGUAAGCUGCUGUUAGACAUUGGUGGUAAUGAGCAGAUGAUUAACAGCAUGGUGUUCAGUCCAAAUGGACGGUACAUUGUGACUAUGAUGGAUAAUGGCAACAUCAAUGUAUACAGCACACCAGCAUUAACGCAACUGAACAAGCCUCCUGCUCCUGUAGUCAAAGCAGUGAUUGAUGACCGACCAGGAUCAAAAUCAUCAACCAAGUCAUCUUUGUCACUAUCUGGGUCAAAGAAAAUUAACAAAGACAAAGUAGUCACCAGAAAAAUUCCAAGGAAUAUUAAUGGCAGGAAAGAAUCACCGUCUGUUGGGGAACAAGACAUGUCCAGCUCUUGGACAGUACCUGAUUCAGGGCUUGAGAGUGAACUUCCCGAGGGCUUAAGUCGUACCCGCCUGAUGUCAAUAUUACGUGGAUAUGGAGAGUAUCCAUCUAAAUACAGGAUGUUUAUCUGGCGUUCUCUUCUCAAGCUACCAGAGAAUCACUCUUGCUACAGUAGCCUGGUAGAUAAAGGAGUCCACAGUGCUUAUGUGCGAGUUCACGAAGAAUACCCUAUCAAGAGCAGAAAGCUUCUCCGAGUAUUACAGAGGACGUUGUCUUCAUUAGCUCACUGGUCUGCUAUAUUCGGAGAGGUUGAUUAUCUGCCAUUGCUGGUGUUUCCCUUCGUAAAGCUGUUCCAAAACAAUCAGCUAAUCUGCUUUGAGAUGGUUGCUUCCAUCUUAGUCAACUGGUGCCAACAUUGGUUCGAAUACUUUCCCAACCCUCCUGUCAACGUGCUAGGAAUGGUAGAGAAUGUUGUUGCUCAUCAUGACAAAAAACUAAUGCAACACUUUGUGAACUACAAUGUCACUUCCAAGAUGUACGCAUGGCCUUUACUCCAGACAUUGAUGUCCGAGGUGCUGACCAAGGAGGAAUGGUUACGCGUGUGGGAUAAUGUCUUCUCUAACCAUCCAUCAUUUCUUUUAAUGGUCGUUGUCGCUUACGUCACAUCAUCGCGGAAGGCCUUGCUGCAGUGUACCGAGAAGGAAGACUUUGAGUACUUCUUUCAUAAUCGUAACGCACUCGACAUCAAUGCUGUCAUCCGUGAAGCUUAUCGCCUGCAAGAAAACACGCCAGCGGAUAUCCACCCUAAGAGAAUGCUCGAGCCGUUUGCACCGCUGACCAAAGGACAGUAUCCUGUGUUUAAUAAGUAUCCUAAAUUUGUGGUGGACUAUCAGGUUCAAGAAAGAGAGAGAAUUCGUCAAGAAGAGCUUGAAUAUCUGCGUCAAAGGCAAAUUGCGCGCGAGAUGAAAGAACAAACAGAACAGCGCCAAGCCGAGGAAACCGCUUUUUACAGGCAACAAGAUUUGAUGUUAGAUGCCGAGGAUCAGCGAAGAAAGAUGAUCGCUGAAGAAGAGACAAAACUAUUGGACCAAAGAAGAAGACUUCAAGCGAUGAAGAGAGAAGUUCAUUUGCGCGAGCUUCAGCUACUUGACGCUGCUCGCAGGCGCCAUUUGCAUUAUCAACAGAACCAACGCGAGGCUGAACUGAGAAGACUCGACGAUGAGAUUGAAAGAAAGGCGUUGCUGCGAGAACAAGAAACAGAGGCUGCUGUUGAAGAUGCUGAUAUCAAAGCCCUCGAGCUUCAAGCUCAAAAAGAAAUGCUACAACAGGAUAUGAUUCGCGACGAGCUUCAGACUUCUUUCAAACAGCGCACAGAACUAAACACUCAUCGCCAGCAGCAAGAACUUGAGGGUGAUUUGUUUAGACGCACUCUUGAUGUCAUGCAAGAAGUUGAUCUCGACUCUCAAAGAAUUGCUCAAGAAGAUCUGGCAAAAGUGCAAAACAAGAGACAAAACCUUGAAAAGGAAGAAGAAGUUUGUCUUAAAACGAGACUUGACGACAUGGAAAGAGAGCUGGAUCGAGUCAAGAUAACAAGACGUGCGUUAGAGAACAAAGAAAGAGAAGAUGAACUACAGACGCUGACUCGUCAACUGGAAAAUAAAGAGAACGACAAGGCGGCUUCAGCAAUGUCAAAGUUGAGGCAGUGGAAGGUGCAAGCAGCAAAAGAAGAUAACCGACGUGCGCAGAUGUUGAACCAUUCAUCACGUGAUAUACUCAGUAGAAGCGAAGACGAAUCGUUUGAGAAAUUGAGAGAAAUUCGUCGACCUCAAGCCAGAAGACCCAUGAGCAGCAUAACAAGUAAUACAAGUACUGAGGCUGAAGAUACUGAAUUCAGUACACCAAGAAACGACUCCGGACCGUCAAUAGAACGAAAGAGAGCAACAUUCGAGAAACGUGAAAUGGAACUGAUGUCUGAAGUCAGAGAUUUGCGCAAGCGUCUUGCUGGGAGAAGAAACAAGGUUCCUCCAGAAUAUCCUACCUCUGACUCCAAUACAUCAUUGCAAUAAACACUUCACAACCACACUAUUUAUUGUCUGGCCGGUACAAUUUUUUUAGUGAGUUUAUAAGGAGUGAUAAAACUACGGUGGACAGGACAGGACGAAUAAAGACUAAUGGCUUUUAUCUGCAUCUUACUUAGCUACAUCUCGUAAAUAACAAACCGUUAUAAGUCAUAGUAUACUGUCUUAAGUGUCGAUCCUAGUGAUUUACGACUCACACUAAUGACAGCUGAGAAGGCGACUUACCCAUCUCCUGCUCUCCUGUACCAACUUGAAUCUCAGUGAGAUUCACUAUUUGCCCUGGUUUGCGACCGUCUUAAUUUAGUUUUAGGCAUCUCGAUUUUUAGUUUGCUUUUUUGAGUUUUAAAAAAAACUAUUACAUUUCUAUUUGGGAAAUUGUUUGAUUGAUGGUUUACUUCACAUGCGUUUGUCGGGAGAAAGCCUAUAUACCUUUGGAUUUGUGAGGUUAUAAGCAUGUAAAUAUACUAUGGAAAACUCGUUUUUUAAUAAAAACCCGCAAUAUAAAAUAAA
Molecule: messenger RNA, 3884 nt
Organism: Actinia tenebrosa (Australian red waratah sea anemone)
Lineage: Eukaryota; Metazoa; Cnidaria; Anthozoa; Actiniaria; Actiniidae
Product: TBC1 domain family member 31
Biological process (GO): cilium assembly
Cellular component (GO): ciliary basal body
Molecular function (GO): protein binding
Source: RefSeq, a predicted model, not a curated record